Theobroma cacao (cacao) is the source of this 3296-nucleotide messenger RNA. NCBI's taxonomy places the organism in Eukaryota, Viridiplantae, Streptophyta, Magnoliopsida, Malvales, Malvaceae. The record is from RefSeq and is a predicted model, not a curated record.
UAGGACUGUGUAAACUGGAAUCCGAAAUUAAAGGAGAAGAAUAUCCUGUAAUUGAAAUUUCGCUCAUUUGGUAAAAACAUUUUGCAGACUGUGUGCCACCGAACAGUGAAAAAGACAAUAGCAGAGUUUAAAAAAAAAAAAAAGCCUUAAAUCCAUUAUGGUACAUGAAACCGGAAACGCGAAAGCCAGCAACGGAAUUUGAUAGAAUAGCAGGCAAGGUGGGUAGAAGAAUGAAGGGAAAAUCGUUGCUGGAAGUUGGAGCUGAUGGUGUUGCAAUCAUCACCAUCAACAACCCACCUCUUAAUUUGCUCUCUGCUGAUGUGUUACUUAGCUUUAAGGAGAAUGUUGAGCAGGCUCUGCUAAGGGACGAUGUCAAAGCAAUAGUUAUUACCGGUUCAAAAGGGAAGUUUUCAGGAGGCUUUGAUGUCACAGCUUUUGGGAAAAAGGGUGCAUCAGAUAUUUCUUACUCUUCCUCUCUCUUUGUUUCUCACUGCCUUUGUAUGAUAGAGCAGGGCUCUGCGUGGACCCUAAUAUUAUCUACUAAUUUAAUUAUCCUCAAUUUACCUCUGCAUAUCACAGGAAAUCAUGGAAAGCUUGGCUUUUGGUCAAUUGAAUUUAUCACCGACAUUUUAGAAGCUGCCAGAAAACCCUUCGUAGCUGCUAUUGAUGGCCUUGCUUUAGGUGGGGGAUUGGAGAUUGCGCUGGCCUGUCAUGCACGCAUAUCAACAUCUUCUGCACAACUGGCCCUGCCUGAGCUUCGGUAUGGAAUUCUUCCUGGAUUUGGUGGGACACAGCGCCUGCCACGCCUUGUAGGCCUUCAUAAGGCUCUUGAAAUGAUCUUGAUGUCAAAAUUUGUGAACGGAGAUACUGCUAAGAGCUUAGGGCUUGUGGAUGCCAUUUCUUCUGCAGAUGAGUUGAUUACCACUGCUUGUCACUGGGCUAAAGACAUUUUGAAUUAUAGAAGACCAUGGGCUGCUAGUCUUUACAAAACAGACCGAUUAGAGCCCUUGGCAGAGGCCAGGAUGAUCCUUAAGCAUGCCAGAAUGGAGGCCAAAAAACAAUCUCCAAAUCUCAAACACCCACUGGUCUGCAUUGAUGUAAUUGAAGAAGGUUUAGUGCAUGGUCCUCGUGCUGCACUUUGGAAGGAGUCAGAGGCAUUAGCAGAACUUCGGCAAUCUGACACUUGCAGGAGUUUAGUCUACUUCUUCUUUGCCCAGAAUAGAACCUCGAAGAUUCCUGGUAUAACUGAUCUGGGUUUAAUCCCGAGGAAAGUGAAGACGGUUGCUGUUGUUGGUGGAGGAAUAAUGGGUUCUUCAAUAGUAACAGCAUUCAUUCUUAGUAAUUACUCCGUCAUUUUGAAAGAAGUGAAUGAAAAGGCCCUGCUGGCUGGAAUUGAAAGAGUUAAAGUAAAUUUGCAAGACCAUGUCAAUAAAGGAAAAUUGGCAAAAGCGAAGCUUGACAAAAUCCUCUGUCUCUUUAAAGGUGUUCUCCACUAUGAAGGUUUUAGAGAAGUGGAUAUGGUUAUCGAGGCUGUGAGUGAAAAUACUUAUUUAAAGCAGAAAAUUUUUGCCGAGCUUGAAAGAUAUUGCCCACCACAUUGCAUACUUGCUAGCAGUUCUUCCAUGAUAAACUUGAAUUUAAUCGGUGAACGGACAAAAUCGCAAAAUCGUAUUGUUGGGACUCAUUUUUUCAGUCAAGCUCAUCUCAUGCCACUCCUGGAGAUAGUUCGAACAGAAAAAACAUCUCCUCAGGUCAUUGUUGACUUACUAGCUAUUGGAAAGAAGAUGAGGAAAAUUCCAUUAGUCGUCCGCAAUUACACUGGAUUUGCAAUUAACAGGAUGUUCUUUCCUUAUUCACAAGCAGCUAUGAGGCUUGUUGAACAUGGUGUUGAUCUCUAUCAGAUUGACCAGGCAGUUACUGGGUUUGGAAUGACAAUGGGGCCAUUUAGAAUGAUUGAUUUUGUUGGUUUUGGGGUUGUAACUGCAAUGAAGGCCCAAUUCAGCAAGAAUUCAGGAGAAACAUACUAUGAAUCAAAGCUGAUUUCAGUCAUGCAAGAGGACAACCGAACUGGUGGAACUACACAAAAAGGUUUCUACAUGUAUGACAGCGAGUCCAAGGUUACCCCUAAUCCUGAUAUUAAGAAGUAUGUCAACAAGGCCAGGAGCAUCUCCGGUAUUAGUGUUGAUUAUGAGUUGAUGAAGUUGUCUGAUGAAGAGAUAGUUGAAAUGAUCCUUUUCCCUGUUGUCAAUGAGGCAUGCUGCCUUCUUGAGGACAGAAUUGUUGUCAAGGCAUCGGAUCUUGAUAUUGCUUCUGUUAAGGGCAUGGGGUUCCCAGAAUAUAGGGGAGGAAUCAUUUUUUGGGCCGAUACGCUUGGAUCAACGUAUAUAUGUUCAAAAUUGGAGAAAUGGUCAAAGACUUAUGGAGCAUUCUUCAAUCCCUGUCGCUACUUAGUAGAAAGAGCUUCCAAGAGAAUGUCUCUGGGGGGCGUGGGGCAAGCGAGGUCUCAACUAUAAGACCAAUGUGGUCGUCAACAACAUGCAGCUUGAUUAUCAGUCUUUUCGUUGCAUGCAAAUAAUCACCCCUUUCAUCUGUGUUACAUACUGAAAAGCACUAGUUCAAGGGAAGAAGUUGAUCUUAUGAUUUACUAAUCUUGCAAAUGGAGUCACUAUCAUCGAACUAGCAUAAACCGUGCACCAGAUUGAACCUGAUCUGUACAGCUUGCUACCUCGGUGACUCGACUGCCAUGCCACAAGACAGUCAGAGCUUAAGAGCCUGCUAUUAUUAUACAGUUGAUGGAUGGCCAUCCUUUGUCAACUUUGAUAAUUAUUUAUGUUUCCAUUAAUAUACAUAUAUUCUAUGUUAUGUAGCUUAAAGAUAACUGUUGAUUUUUCUUUAGGUGAAACCGGCUUGAAAGAAAUGGUUCGUUUUAUCAACCAUCAACGCCUCUGUGGGCCAUGAUUCUGCUCCUUUUGGUUGGCAUAUAUAAAUGCAGAACUAGCUGGAGAACUACAUGUCUAGUAACUAAUCACGGCCAUAAUUGCAAUUCUUAAGUCAUUACAGGCUAUCUCGGGAUUCUUUUAUUUGGUUUUCUGUUUCCUUUAAGCGAUAUUGAGAGGUAAAAAACCCAUUUGUAUUCUUGCCUUUUCGUGAACCUUUACUAGCUUUCCCGGUAGUGACAAGAAGACAAGAACAGAACUCGAAAUUAUACAUCUUCUGCCAUGUAAAUUUCAAGCGAUUACGUUCGUUGGUAAUCAUUUAUUGAUUGUUAGUUGUAUGAAAUCAUGAAGUCCAGCUGA